Messenger RNA from Chrysemys picta bellii (western painted turtle), 1657 nucleotides. RefSeq names its product sulfotransferase 6B1-like. Gene Ontology annotation, cellular component: cytoplasm. The record is from RefSeq and is a predicted model, not a curated record. Gene Ontology annotation, molecular function: sulfotransferase activity. Gene Ontology annotation, biological process: sulfation. Lineage: Eukaryota; Metazoa; Chordata; Testudines; Emydidae.
CAUCACUACCACAAUUAUUUCUCUAAAAGACAGCUUGUGUCUCAGUCUCUGUGAAUAGAGAGUUUCACAAACAUGGAUAACAGCAGAAAGACAUUAGCUGAAUAUCUGAAUAAGACAUUGGCUGAUAGUGAAAAGGCAGCCCCUGAAGAUCUGCUAUUUUCCUAUAAGGGAAUUUUGUACCCUGCUGGUUUUUGCAACCCGAAAACUAUCCAAGUUCUUGAUUCUUUUGAAGCCAGGACUGACGAUGUGAUCCUAGCGGGAUACCCUAAAAAUGGUACUAACUGGCUUGAUCAAGUCUUAAAUGACUUGGAAACUACAGCUGCAAAAUAUACAGAGGAGGAAAUUAAUGAGAGAAUUAAUAUUACAAAUGAAUUAUCUAUAUUUCCACGUCUAGAAUUUGGGGAUCCAGAGAAAUUUAAGAGGAUGAAGGAAUUACCUUUCAGAAGAAUCAUAACAACACAUCUCCUUCCUCAAGUCCUGCCGAAAUCUAUUUUCAAAAGCAAGGCCAAGAUACUGCUGCUGGUUCGAAAUCCAAAAGACACCGCUGUAUCUUACUUCCAUUUUCACAACAAUAUGCCUACACUUCCCUCCUUCGGCUCAUGGGAUGAGUAUUUUGCAGCUUUUAUGCAUGGAAAAAUAUGCCGGGGCUCCUAUUUUGAUUAUUUAGUUGAAUGGAACAAGCAUGUGGCUGAUGAAAAUGUUAUGGCGAUAACCUAUGAAGAGCUGAAAGAGAAUCUGAUGUUAGGACUGAAAAAAAUAGCUGACUUCUUUGGGUUCUCCCUGAGUGAGGAAGAGAUUCAGACUGUUGCAGAGAAGAGCAGCUUCAAAGCUAUGAAAGAGAAAUCCUCCAAAACUCAUGGAACAUUUGGGAAAAUUCUCUUCCGUAAAGGAAUGGUUGGUGACUGGAAGAACCAUUUCUCUGAAGCUCAGAGUAAAGAGAUGGACAGAAAAUUUGAAGAGUGUUUAGCAGGAACUAAACUGGGAGAAAAGAUGAAAUAUGGGUUGUAUUUGCAAGAGCAAACCAGCAAAACCUAAUGCAACUAUUCCCCUUAGUAUGAUCUGUUCACUUGUUUUUGUACACUGGAAAAAUCAUCUAAACUUCUGUGUAUCCAAUUGUAAAUCAUUAUGUUCUAGUCCUUAAUACCACCAAUUUAUCUCAGAUGUGUGCUUUAAAUUUGAUACCUCACCAUGCUUAAUAGAUCUUUUAUGUAUGCAUAUGCCCAUUGUAUUGCAUUGCCUUAGAAAGGAGCUGUAGACUUCAAUAUCAUAUACACUAUUUUUAGGCGGUAUCAGCCAGAAGCACCAUCAGUUAUUUAACCAUUCUAUCAAAAACAAUUUAAUCGGAGAGCCAAUUCUGCACUGAGAAAUCCCAUGAAGUUCAUGGGGGUUGCAUUUGAUGUAAGUCAGUGCAGAAUUAGGCUUAGAGUGUCCACAUGAUCCAGAUGUACGAAAGCGAUAGAAAUUCCACCAAAUAGAUUAGUUUUUGCCAUUAACAUUAACAGUGACUUGAAUCUGGCUAUCUUCUGGUGGAAGAAGCUGAUUCCCUCCAGGAUAACUGUUAGCCAAGAAGCUUUUCUGUUUCUGUUUUUCUGCUUGCAUUCAUUAUUUGUCUGUGUCCUUUUAAAUCUUUGAUUUGAUAAAUGUUUUAAAAAUGUUA